Messenger RNA from Piliocolobus tephrosceles (Ugandan red Colobus), 3262 nucleotides. It is a transcript of the gene CEP95, whose product is annotated as centrosomal protein 95. The coding region runs from base 734 to 3097 and encodes 787 amino acids. The transcript is spliced from 19 exons. The record is from RefSeq and is a predicted model, not a curated record. Gene Ontology annotation, cellular component: centrosome; spindle pole. NCBI's taxonomy places the organism in Eukaryota, Metazoa, Chordata, Mammalia, Primates, Cercopithecidae.
CAGAGGCCGCAACGCCCGCCGGCGUUCCGCGAUCGCCGCGCUUUCACCCCAACCCGUGCCGCUCUCUCAGGUCAGGACCCACCCACCAUUGAAAUGCCUCAUUCUGCACUCUCUUGACCUCACCUUCUUCUCGUCUUUCCACACCUCAAGAAAGCCACCCUGCCCUUUCCCAAGCCCAGCCAGACGAUAAAACAGCCAGCCCAAGCCCGCCCACUCUCCCCACUCGGAGGUGUUUACGUCUCCAAAGAGGCCUCACGCCAGUAACCAAAUGAGAGGGAAGGCGGUGGCCUGGCGUUGUCACGUGACUCUACCCCCCCCCCCGCCCACCGGGACAGGGGGCCGCACUACUUCCCCGUUGACGUCGGCGGAGGGAUACAUAACGAAAUAGCUCACCGGAAGUGCGCUGCCGAACCCCGGGACCCGCCCCCAGCGGCCGGCUGACUUGGACCGUCAGACCCACGGGUCUGACCAUCCUCUGACGGGUUUUGGCCGGCGGAGAAUGGUCUCUAAACUUCCCAAACCGCUUCCGUGGCACGUGCUGUGAAAGGAAGUGCUCCUCUGAUGACCAAUCAGCGGCGAGAAACUCUUUCAACGUCCCUCCCUCUUUCACGCCACCUUCCCCGCGCUUUAGUUCGUGCGCCCGCCCCCCAGCGUCUGGUCUGCGUUCGGUCCUUGCAGGACACCGUCGCCGGUCUGGCCGCGUCGCAGUCUGGCGGCGACCUGCCUCCGAGAUAUGGCCGGCUCCGAGGCUGAGUGGGUAACCAUUGCCAAUAGCCUUCUUUUUAAGUGUCAUAUACAUCUGAGAAUACAUGAACUUCAAGACUGUGAUGCUAAUGUUUUUAUUGCCCUUUAUCAGUCUAUUUUGGGAGAAAAAGUACCAGACCUCAUCGCUAUUCCUAGGAGUCAAGAGGAUGAUGCACACAAUGUACAAGCAGUAAUUGAUUCGCUGGCCUUGGAUUACUUACAGGUCAGCUUGUCUCACAUAACAGGAGAAAAUAUAGUGAAAGGAGAUAAAGAAUCUAUUAAGAAUCUCCUGGAAAUAUUUGAUGGUUUGUUGGAGUAUCUUACAGAACGCAUCAGUGAAACAUCUCAUGAGAAAAGUGAAACUCAACAGUAUUUUAAAGAAUCCGAUCGAGGAGAACGUUUGGAAGAGCCAGAAAGUACUAAAGAAUCUAAAUCAUCAUGGAAAAGAGUUUCUUUUGGGAGGUGCUCCUUGUCUUCGGAGACGUUGGGCCCCUCUUGGGAUGGAGAUGAAGCAGAAUCCACUGGUGAGAUCAUUAGACUUGGAGACACAGCGCACACCUUUUCUCUAAGAAGUAAUGGUGCUCAAUGUCUUAAUGAAAUGCUGUCUAAAAAAACCUCAGCCUCACCAGGUUCUAAAUCACGUGAAGAUGUGUUGUACCCUCCUAGUGUUUUGUCCCAAAAUAGGACAUCCUUUGUUGAAGACACAGAAACCCUUUCUGUGAGUAGGAUUCCAAAUGCUAGGAAGCUAGGGGAGCCUAUCCGAGCAGCUAUUCCUUUACAUCCACCCUACCACCCUUCAGAGCCUCGAGCACCCUGCCCCAUAGGAAAAGAAUACUUGCAUUCAAGUCACUGCCCCCCAGCUGUAAAUUCUACUCAAGAGCGUAUGGAAUUUUCUGGGGAUCUAGAUGAUAGAGUUUUCUUAACUUCCAAGUUGCCGAAAGACAGCAAACAGGAAGUGUACCCAGCUCAGGUCCAAGGGCCUAGGACAAGGAAGCCUCCCAAAGGAAAAAGAAAUGAAAACAGAGCUACAGCCUCAUCCUGCAAUGCACCUUUUCCCCAGAGGCCGAGAAAGAGAUUAACAGAACAAGAAUUACAUGAUGUGUCAGAGAAACUCUCACAGCGGCUCUCUGAACUAGAUUGGAUGUUAAAAAGUGCCCUGGGUGAUCGGAUUAAAGAAAAGACUGACCAUAAAGAAGAAGAUACUGGAAAUGAAGAGGUAGAGGAUGGAACUGAGGAGACACUGUCUCAGCACAGUGAUGGCAUCGUGGAGUAUGGGCCAAAGAAGUCAAGGCCAGGUACUUACCCCAGAGAGACUGAGAAGGCGGACAUCCAUGCAUUUACUGAAGCAUUUGAAAGGGAGCUAAGAAGACAUAAAGUUCAAGAGAAUAUUGGACCUCUAAGAAUACAUGAGGAGGAGGAGGAAACAGAAAAAAUAUACAGAGGAGAAGCUGUUCAUAAGGGAACUCCAGAAUGUAGUCAGCCCUGGAAGAUUUACUCUAGAAAAACCACAACUCAAAGUCCAAGAGGUGGCCUCCCAAAGCCAAACAAAGCAGUUCCAAUGAAAGUAAGUGAACACAGUCUCCUGCCCCUUAUGCUGGAGCAGUUUCCAUUUCUCUAUGUUUCUGGCCCAACACUAAGCAAAAUGUGGAAACAGCAAAUUGCACAGGUUGAACAGCUUAAGAAAGAGGCAUGUAGAGAAAAUCGAUCAAAGAAGAAACUGCAAGAUGAAAUAGAAGAAGCCCUAAGAAGGCAUGACCUCCUUACUACCCUUGUCAGGAAAGAGUAUGAACAUAACAAGAGACUGCAAGACUUCAAGGACUGCAUUCGUAGGCAAAGGUUGACCCAAUCAAAGAUAAAAGAAAAUCGACAACAAAUUGUUCGUGCUCGAAAAUAUUAUGAUGAUUAUAGAGUUCAGUUGCAUGCAAAAAUGAUGAGAAUGAGGACUCGGGAAGAAAUGAUAUUUAAGAAACUGUUUGAAGAAGGUUUAAACAUUCAAAAGCAAAGAUUACGAGACCUAAGAAACUAUGCCAAAGAAAAGCGAGAUGAACAAAGGAGACGCCACCAGGAUGAACUGGACUCCAUGGAGAACUACUAUAAGGACCAGUUUUCAUUGCUGGCAGAAGCCAUAUCACAGGAACAUCAAGAACUUAAAGCCAGAGAGAAAUCUCAGGCCCAGACAUUACAUAAGGUGAAGAGGGAGCUGAGAUCUAAGAUGGAGAAGGAAAUUCAGCAGCUGCAGGACAUGAUAACACAGAAUGAUGAUGAUGUUUUCUUCCGGGAACUGGAAGCUGAGCGCUUCAGAUCUCGGCUUCAGCUGGCUUCCUUUCAGUACAGUAAAAGUCCCUCCCUGUGAGGCCAGACUUGAUAAUAGGUGAAGGUUCUGGAGGCCUUUACCAGGACAGAGCUAGAAUUGAGCCAGUAAACAGAUAAGCCAGAAGAGUCAUUUUCAAAUGCUUUACCUAUAUUUCCAGUACUUUUUAUGAAUUUUUUAAAAUAAAAAUUGUUUUCUAAAAGCUUA